This is a messenger RNA of Sinocyclocheilus anshuiensis, 1098 nucleotides long. RefSeq names its product V-set and transmembrane domain containing 5 (gene vstm5). Bases 169 to 519 code for a protein of 116 amino acids. The record is from RefSeq and is a predicted model, not a curated record. The transcript is spliced from 4 exons. NCBI's taxonomy places the organism in Eukaryota, Metazoa, Chordata, Actinopteri, Cypriniformes, Cyprinidae.
UUGUUACCUGCUGUCGCUCAGGCCAUUACCAUCCAGGUGCCGAGGAGCCCUAUCACGGCACCGGUUCAGGGAAGGGCUCUUUUCUCCGUGGACAUCACAUGCACCGGGACUCCAGCGAUCAGAUGGAUCUUCAGUUCUGUGAGCAAACAGCAAAGCAUCGCAGCCUGGAUGCUCGGAGGCGCUGCAAACGUCACGAAAAUGUACGAGGGAAGAGUGCAAACUCAUCCCAACGGCUCGCUAACCAUAACCGACCUACGUCUACAAGACUCUGGCUAUUACACCAUCACUGUGACUGAACCGUCUGGAAACAGCAAGGACGUGUGUAUGGUGUUGAGUGUAACUGAGGUGCUGUAUGACGACAUUCAGUACUUUAUCGUGUUCAUCGUUGUGUUGGGGACGCUGGCUGCAUUUCUGAUGCUGUGCAUGUGGCUCUUGAAUAAACUACACAACUUCAUAAAGGCCUGGAGACAACGGAGAUGCUUACCAGAGCACAAUGAGACUGAACUGCAGCCACUGUGACAGAAACACUGAUUAGUGAUUGACCAGAUGAGCGUUUCCCUCUACAGAGUGCAGAUCAACAGACCGACAGCAACACCAACUCUCUUGAGCGCCAGACAAUCAACAGGACAAUCAUACUUAUGCAUGUGUUAUUAUACUUAUAAAGGGUCAAAGGACAUCCUCUCAAGUACCAGAUGGUGGAAAUUUUAUGAAUGUUCUUUGUGUUAUUUUUAAUGGAUGAAUGUUUUUAAAAAUCAUUGGAUAUUGCAGGGGCAAAUUUCCAUUUGUGGUUCAGGUACCAAUCCUAGCGAAAUUCCUGUUAUGUUAUUUAGUGUCCAAACGUCUCUUAUGAAACAAAAAGAUUUGAAUGUGGCUCAGUGUCAUGAUUGCUAAAUAGUAAUAUCUAACAAACAGCAUAUUUAAUUUUUUUUUUUCCCAGAUUUUUUGGAUAAGACAUGUCUGAUCUUUUCGAUUGUAAAGGUUCAAAAUACAUAUCUUUGCAUAAUGAUGAUUACCUGCACUUGUUGUUCUCAUUAAACGUAGUUUGUCUUUAGAUUUUCCAGUGUAUAGAAGGAUUGCUUUCUUCUGUUUGUACAAAUG